GUUGAUUUGGGAAUAAUUGUGCCCUGUCCUUAAUGGAUUGUGGAAUUUCUCGACACUUUAUAUUUCUGCAUUGCAAUUAACGCCUAAUAUUUCCACCCCAAAUUAUGUAACUAUUCAUAUUAAACUAGCGUUUUUCCUUAUUCAACUUGGGUGUACUAACUGUGAAAUGCCGCAAAAAUCUCGCCAUCCUGUUUGUGGAUAUGAUGAGGUGCAGUUAGACGAUGGAACUAUCAGACCCAUGACAGAAGUAGAACUUCUUCAAAGGAAGAUUGAUGAAACAACCUCGGAUUCACUGGAAGCCUCUCGACGGAUGAUGGCUUUAUGUGAGGAGGCCAAAGAGGCAGGGAUUUCUACACUGGUCAUGUUAGAUGAUCAAGGCGAACAAUUGGAUCGCAUAAAUGAGGGUAUGGAUCAGAUUAAUCAAGACAUGAAGGAUGCUGAGAAGAAUCUGGAUGAUCUAAACAAAUGCUGCGGACUUUGCGUGUUGCCUUGGAAUAAAGUUAAAAAGAAAGAUGAUUAUACCAAACAACUAAAGGAUGAGGAUAUGCGGGGUGGGGACGGACCUCGAAUAAUUGUGGAUCAAAACGGCAUGGGUCCAACUGGUGGUUAUAUUACACGAAUUACAAAUGAUGCACGAGAAGAUGAAAUGGACCAAAAUUUGCAGGAGGUUUCUGGUAUGAUCGGAAAUCUUCGUAACAUGGCUAUUGACAUGGGUAGUGAAAUUAAUCAGCAAAAUGUUCAGGUUGAGCGAAUACAGAUCAAGAUUUCUUCAACUAUUUUAUGGGUCUGUGUAAGAGAUUGGUUGCCCUUUUGAAGUUGCUUCUGUGAUCCAUAACGUCAAGAUUCAAGUUGUCGUAGAGAUGUAGCACCC
This is a messenger RNA of Schistosoma bovis, 871 nucleotides long. The record is from the annotation of a GenBank genome assembly. Lineage: Eukaryota; Metazoa; Platyhelminthes; Trematoda; Strigeidida; Schistosomatidae.